AUGGUUUUUCCAGGCAUUUUCUUCUUUCUGACCCUUUGUGGAAGAAGUUUGGCUCAGGAACAAACGUAUGUCAUUACUGCACCCAAAGUGAUCCGCGCAGGAGCAUCUGAGAAGGUGGUGAUUCAAGCAUUUGGAUAUGAGCAAGAGUUUUCAGUGACAAUAUCUAUUAAAAGCUUUCCAGAUAAACAAACAGCUUAUGCCUCGGGUCAGAUCCAACUGACUCCCACCAAUAAAUUCCAAGGGUCUGUUACUUUAACGAUUCAGCCAAAGGAUUUAGGAAGCACAGACUCAAGGAAUUUAGUUACAUCCGGGUAUCUGGAAGCUGUUUCUCCGCACUUUACAAGGGAGAAGAAAAUGAGUGUUUCAUAUGAAAACGGAUUUCUCUUCAUUCAGACUGACAAACCUGUUUAUACUCCAGAUCAGUCAGUGAAGGUUAGGCUUUACUCUUUAAAUGAAGAACUGAGGCCAGCGCGAAGGUCAGCCCAAUUAACUUUUGUGGAUCCAGAAGGAGUAGAAGUGGACAUUAUAAAAGAAGAUGACUUUACUGGAGUUAUAUCAUUCCCUGACUUCAAAAUUCCACCAUACCCUAAAUGCGGUAUCUGGAAAAUUAAAGCCCAGUAUCAAAAGGACUUCACGACCACUGCUGAGGCAAAAUUUCAAGUUAAAGAAUAUGCCAUGCCGAGCUUUUCUGUCACCAUAGAACCUGAAAAGAACUUCAUUAGUUCUGAGAAAUUUGAAAGCUUCAGAAUUGUUGUGAAAGCAAAAUAUUUUUACAACAAGCGAGUGGCCAAAGCAAAUGUUUAUUUCCGUUUUGGAAUAAUUCAAGGAACUGAAAAGACCAUGAUGCCAAAAGCAGUGAGGUUCAGAGAGAUGGACGAUGGAGUUACAGAGUUUAAUUUUAACAGUCAAGCUGCUGUUGGUGAAAUAGGAUAUCACAGUCUUGAGCAGCUUGAUGGCUCAAGCCUUUACAUUGCUGUUUCAGUGGUGGAAUCUACAGGUGGUCAUAGCGUGGAAAGUGAAUUGACAGGUGUCAAGUACGUCUUAUCCCCUUACAAGCUGAAUUUGGUUGCUACUCCUCUCUUUGUGAAGCCUGGGCUCCCAUUCUACAUUAAGGUACAGGUGAAGGAUACAUCUGAUGAGCCCGUUAGAAACAUUCCUGUGAUUUUCACUGCAAGUGCUUUUGAUGAGCAAAUGGAAGAGACGACGUUAUUUCAAGAAGGCUCAGAAUCUGGGAGAGGUCAAACCAGCCAAAAUGAUGGAACGGCACUGUUUGUGGUUAACGUCCCUCCUGGUAGCAAAGUGCUUGAGUUUCAAUUAAAAACAGCAGAUGCCAAAUUACCAGAAGAUAACCAAGCUGCUAAGAGCUAUACGGCAAAAGCGUAUGUUUCUCUCAGUGGAAGCUACUUAUAUAUUGACUGGGCUUCAAACCACAGAGUGCUACGUGUGGGGGAUAGCAUCAGCAUCAAUGUGCACCCACUUAGCCACUAUAUCGACAAAAUACAUCAUUACAGCUAUUUGAUCUUAUCCAAAGGGAAAAUAGUGAGCUAUGGGACUCAGGAUAAGAUUAAAGACUCUGUGUACCAAAGCCUAACUUUUCAACUCACUCACAAAAUGGUACCUUCGGCCCGCCUUCUGGUCUACUACAUAGUUACAGGAGAAGGAACUGCAGAACUGGUGGCUGAUUCUGUCUGGCUGAACAUAGAACAAAAAUGUGGGAACGACAUUGAGGUUAAAUUGUCAAAAGGCCAGACAUCAUACAAGCCGGGACAGAUCAUAUUCCUUUCUGUGAAAUCCCAGUUUGAUUCUUUCAUUGCUUUGUCAUCCAUGGACAAGGCAAUUUAUGGAAUAACAGGAAAAAAGAAGAGGCCUAUGGAAAGAGCUCUUCUGCAACUGGAGAAGAGUGACCUGGGUUGCGGUGCGGGCGGAGGACAGAACAAUGUAGACGUCUUCCGACAGGCUGGUCUCACCUUUCUGACCAAUGCCAAUGCAGAGGACUCGAAAGAAGCAGAUGAAGCUUGUGAUGCCGUCGUGCGAUCAAUAAGAUCCACCAUCAGCGAGCAGAUUGAAAAAAAAGUAUCUCGCUAUAGACACAAAGAAGUUCAGAAGUGCUGCAGGUCCGGAUCGGAAAUGUAUCCCAUCACUCAGACAUGCAAUGAAAGAGCCAGUCGUAUUAAGGGUGUACCACGGAUAUGUAUAAAGGCCUUCCUGGACUGUUGUGAAUUUGCAAACCAGCUACGUCAAACUGAGCCACACAAAAUUUUAAUACUGGCAAGAAUGCAAAUAGAGGCUUUCUUAGAAGUGGAUGAUCCAGUGAUCCGAAGCUAUUUUCCUGAAAGUUGGCUCUGGGAAGUCCACCAAGUUACUAGCCCGAAGACUCUUUCUGUGACCCUUCCUGAUUCUCUCACUACAUGGGAAAUACAGGGUGUUGGCAUAUCAGAUAAAGGUAUUUGCGUUGCAGAUGCACUUCAAGUGGAGGUAGUCAAGGACCUUUUCUUAAGUGUGAAUAUUCCUUACUCCGUUGUUCGAGGAGAACAAAUUGAACUGAGGGGAUCUGUUUACAAUUACAGAAAUAUCAGAAGCAAGAACUGGUGGAAGGAACGUGCCUAUUUCAAAGGCGCUGCUGGGAAUCAACCAGGAGACACCUGGAAACCAGCCACCACCAGAUGCGAUGGCCCUCCCAGAUGAUUAGAGGGUUCUUCAUGACACACCUCAGUAACAUCCAAGGUUCUCACACUGGGGCUGAUUCUCCACACCCUCAACUUCACACUCCUGAGCGAGGUUAACAGGGAAACUGUCGUGAGAACCUUAAGAGUUGUGCCUGAAGGAAUUAAACAAGAACUGUAUGAAGGACGCACUCUGGACCCACAAGGUGUUUACGGCACAGUAAACAGGCAACAAGAAUUUCGACACAGGAUGCCAUCAAAUAUGGUCCCUAAAACAAAAGUUGACAGGACUGUGAGUAUAAAAGGACACAUUCUAGGUGAAGUGAUCAGUACAGCUCUCGAUCCAGAAGGGGUCAACUUCCUCACUAACCUCCCCAAGGGAAGUGCAGAAACUGAACUCAUGAAUGUCAUCCCAAUAUUUUACGUGUAUCACUAUCUGGAAAGUACAAAGAGCUGGGACAUACUUGGCCCUGAAACCAUCACUUCAAGACUGAACAUGGGGAGAAGGAUGAAAGAAGGAAUCAUAAGAAUCCAGUCAUUCCAGAAUAAAGAUUUCUCUUACACAAUGUGGAAGGAUGGUCAGUCCAGUGCUUGGAUGACGGCUUUUGCCCUAAGGAUUUUGGGACAAGUUAGCACGUAUACUUCUGUUGAGCAGGAUUCUGUGUGCAAUUCUCUGACAUGGAUGAUUGACUACUGUCAAAUGGAUGAUGGAUCUUUCCGAGAGAUUUCAAGUUACCAGCCAGUAAAACUACAGGGCACAUUACCUAAAGAGGGGCAAGAAAAGACUUUAUAUCUCACAGCAUUCUCUUUGAUUGGAUUUGAAAAGGCAAUCCACUUGUGUCCACUGCAGAAAUUUGAGGAUGCUAAAAAUAAAGCUGCUAAUUACCUGCUGCAGAAUUUCCAGUCUGCACAAAGCACGUUUUCCUUGGCAAUAGUUACUUAUGCACUGACUCUUGCAAAAUCCAACCUGGCUGGUACACAGGCAGCCUACGCUGCUCUGAAGAGGGAAGCCCUUGUGAAAGUAAACCCUUUGUAUCGCUUCUGGAAAGAUUCUUCCCAAAAAGUUGACCUAAGCAUUCCUUCUGACGGCAGUGCCAAAAUGGUGGAAACCACUGCCUACGCCUUGCUCUCCACUCUGCUGCACGGUGACCAAACCUAUGCGAACCCAAUUGUGCGAUGGUUGUCGGAACAGCAAAGAUAUGGUGGAGGUUUUUAUUCUACGCAGGAUACGAUCAAUAGGGAUUUCAUGGGUGCUAGAAUUUUACUAAAAAGCUCAGAUUUUACAUUUGGAAAACCUGUGGAAGCCCCCUUGUACGAUGACAUAGAGGUGCGCACAGGUAGCAACACUGGAUUAGCAACCGUGAGUGUGAGGAGCGUGUAUUAUAAAAUCAGUACUUCUGAAGAUACUUGUAGCUUUGAGCUGAAGAUAGAUGUAAAGUCACCAGAUGGUCAAGGUGCAGAAGAAGAAAAUGGCGAUCCAUAUCACAGACAUUCCAGUGGACCCAGGCGCUUGGUGGCCUGCGCAAAGUAUAAGCCUAGCCGGCAAGAACCACAGUCUGCUUCCUCCCAUGCUGUGAUGGACAUAUUGUUGGGUAGCGGAUUUGAUGCAAACACAGAAGAUUUAUCUAUUCUUGCAAAUGGAGUGGAUCGGCUGAUAGCAAACUAUGAGAUAAAAGAUGGACACGUCGUGGCACAAGUAGACUCAAUUCCUGUUGGUGAAUUCCUGUGCAUCGGGUUCCAGGUAGCAGAGAUUUUCCGCGUUGGAAUGCCAAGCCCAGGAACCUUCACUGUGUAUGAGUAUCACACCCCUGACAAACAGUGCACUAUGUUUUACAAUCCCCGUGGAGAAGACUCUCUUGUAAAACUCUGUGAAGGCAGUGAGUGCAAAUGUAUGGAAGCUGAGUGUGGGCGCAUUCAGAACAGACUGGAUCCCACCAUUAGCAUUCAGACCAGAAGCGAAGCUGCUUGCCACAAUGACAUUGCCUAUGUCUAUAAAGUGAACAUCCUGUCCUCCAGUGAAGAUGGCAGCUUUGUUAAAUAUACUGCAAUUCUACUUGAUCUCUAUAAAAGGGGGGAGGCUUUUGCCCAGAAGAAUGAAGAAAUUGUUUUUAUUAAAAAGAAGACCUGUACUGAUGUUCAUCUCAACUCAGGAGAAAACUACUUGAUCAUGGGGAAAGAGGCCUUGAAAACAGGACAGGGAGCCCGUGCCAAGUACCAGUAUGCUUUAGAUGGCAUGACUUGGAUUGAGUGGUGGCCCUCAGCUUCAUCUUGUGGUUCUUGUCAAGAUUUUGUGGAUACGCUGAAUGAAUUUGCAGAUGAUCUCUUUAUCAGUGGCUGUUGAACUACCAGAGAACUCCUGCAAGCAGCCUUUGGACCAAGGGAUCAAAUUAUCGCAACAGUGUGUAUUUUCUGCAGUUCUUCUUGACCAUCUGCAAUGAUCUUAUCUGACUGAACCAGGAAAGCUGAAUUGGUCUGCAUGUACAAUAGCACUUACAUUUGCCAGAAAAUCCUUGAGAUGUCUAACUUUUUCUGUAUGUGUACGUGUACACACAAACACACACACACACACGCACACCCCAGACUAACAGUAUGACAAAGACAUUUGGAGACAAAAUGGAACUGCAUGCAUUCAUAAUAGUGAGAUAUAGUGUAAAUAUUUCAUAUCAGACAUAUACAUUUGACCCGCUUGUUUAGACGGGGACUGAAAUAAUCAAUGAAAUAGAACUAAUGUCUGUUUAAUCUGCUUUCCUUGUGCCUCAAUAAAACCAUUA
Messenger RNA from Sphaerodactylus townsendi, 5434 nucleotides. RefSeq names its product complement C5 (gene C5). Gene Ontology annotation, molecular function: protein binding; endopeptidase inhibitor activity. Gene Ontology annotation, cellular component: extracellular region. The record is from RefSeq and is a predicted model, not a curated record. NCBI's taxonomy places the organism in Eukaryota, Metazoa, Chordata, Lepidosauria, Squamata, Sphaerodactylidae.